GAUGUCGUCGGGCCGGAGGAAUCAGCUCAAGACCUUGCUGCUGCAGAUCGGUGAGGCGAUGCUGGAGGAGGAGGUGCGGGAGGCUGAGCAGCAGAAGAUCAAGCACAUGGAGGAGAACUGCCCCGGUUUCUUCCUCCCAGGAUGCAUGCAUGAGCUCCAGGAUUUUUGCCGGAAACUUCACAAGCAGAUAGAUUUGGUGGACGAGGAGCGAUACGACAUGGAGGUCAAAGUGACAAAGACCAACAAGGAGGUACGUCGUUUUCAGAGUUUCACUUCCUGCCACAGAUCUUUUGGUACGGUAAUGAUAAUUAUUAUUUUUUGUAUUACAAGCUUUCUGAAAUGUUUCGUUUGACUGUGCAAAUGUGAGAAACUAUCUUAUUUAAUAUGGAUACAUUUUCAUAUAUUUCUAGAACAUAAAUCUAAAUAAAUCAGGUUCAAAAAUCUUGUUUCAUGUUGUCGAAAUAUUAGAGUCUCUUAUCUCUAAUAUCUCUUUUCAUAUCUCUUUGUAUCACUCCAUAAAUCAGAAAAUACUGCCUCCCAUGUUUUUAUUAAUGUAACUGUA
Molecule: messenger RNA, 562 nt
Organism: Anarrhichthys ocellatus (wolf-eel)
Lineage: Eukaryota; Metazoa; Chordata; Actinopteri; Perciformes; Anarhichadidae
Product: troponin I, fast skeletal muscle-like
Exons: 3
Coding region: 2-352 (116 amino acids)
Biological process (GO): cardiac muscle contraction; skeletal muscle contraction
Cellular component (GO): troponin complex
Source: RefSeq, a predicted model, not a curated record